AUGAUUAUAGUAUGUCCCUUUGUCAAGAAGAAAUACCAUGUGGUUCUUGAGUUGACGCUAGCUACGUCAGAUGCGAAUAUCACCUGCGACGGUGGCAACGGUAGCGGUCAGUGCCUCAAAGCCGUCCUGCCAGGCCGCCAGCAAUACGUCUAUUGCAACAACGAGCCCGCCCCGCUGAUGAGAACAUGUAGCUCGAGCCCUUCACCAGUACCAUUGAAGCUGACCAGAGACGAUACGACCAUGUGGACGUGUUGGACUCAUAGUUACACGACUACUGAAGAAGCGUCGUAUUUCAGCCCCAAAUUAACGACUACGUUUGAUGUGGCGGACAUGCAAAGCUUCUCAUCAAGAGCAGCUACGGCCUUCCCUAGCUCAACCACAACAGCACCGACUCCUACUACGACUUCGGCUGGCAGCACGCCCACUGUGGCGCCUGAAAUUGGACCCUCGCCUUCCUCAGCUCCCAAUACAGGAUUGAUUGUGGGAGCAGUUGUGGGUUCUGUGGUAGGCACGCUAGCUGUUGUCGUGAUAAGUGUAUUUGCUACGCGCAGAUGUAAGAGGCGCAGAACCAGGAUAAGAGAGAAAGAUACUCUCCAGCUCCCUCUGGCUGCCAACCAACAGACACCUCCACCCAAGUAUCAAUUCGAUACACCUGAGCAAGUGGGCCAAGAAUGGGAGAACACAACGGGAUUCAGGCCGACGAGUGAGUUGGCGGCCGAGGGCGAGCCGAAAAAGACGAGUGAGUUGCCUGGUUGA
Messenger RNA from Bacidia gigantensis, 756 nucleotides. RefSeq lists its product as uncharacterized. The record is from RefSeq and is a predicted model, not a curated record. Bases 1 to 756 code for a protein of 251 amino acids. NCBI's taxonomy places the organism in Eukaryota, Fungi, Ascomycota, Lecanoromycetes, Lecanorales, Ramalinaceae. The transcript is spliced from 2 exons.